CAGUCUGCACAGUGCACUCUGCAAUCAGUCUUGACUCUUGAUUCUACAUUUUGAAUGUAUGAAAUUUGUCUGAUUAAAAAUUAAAAAUAAUCUUUCCUUAAAAAAUUUAAUUCACUCGAUUGCAAGAGUACUUCUAAAUAUUUUAUUAAUAAUAUUCUUUGUUACACAAUGUCGGAGAAACACUUAAAGAAAGGAGAUGCCUUGCCACCGUACAAUGGCAAAUUACGGUUAUUUGCUAUGAGAUUUUGUCCCUACGCAGAACGAAGUAUCUUGGUUUUAAAUGCCAAAAAGUUACAGUAUGAUUUAGUUCAUAUUGAUCUGGAUAACAAACCAGAGUGGAUUUUCAGCUUUAAUCCUAAAGGUACAGUGCCAAUUUUGGAAUAUGAAGAAGGAAAAGCUAUAUUUGACAGCAGCAUUAUUAAUGCCUAUCUCGAUGAGAAAUAUCCUGAUCCACCCCUACAAUCUUCAGACCCGCUGCAACGGGCACAGGACAAGAUAGUUGUAGAGCUUCUAUCUAGUGCUCACUCAGCAUAUUAUACUGCAGCAUUUAACGCCCAAGCUUUAACUUCAGAGUCUUUAGAGACAUACCACCGUGGUCUUGAAGUUUUGCAAAAGGAAGUAGAAGCUAGAGGCACUACAUUCCUAGGUGGUGAUAAACCUGGCUUGGUGGAUUAUACUGUUUGGCCAUUUUUGGAGCGCUUUUUGUCACUUCCUCAUUUGGGCAAACCCGAAUUUGCUAUUAGUGAGGAUAAAUAUGGUGCAUUAUUGAAAUAUAUGGAGUCAAUGAAGAAUGACCCUCCAAUCAAGGCCUACACUUUGGCUCCUGAAACCCACGCCAAGUACACCGAAUCUCGUGUAAAGGGUACACCGGACAAUAACAUGCUGGACACUAGUGAUGUCUGCUGCUUCCGUCCACGUAAGAAGAAGGAAUGAAAUGCUUCCAGAAAUUCAUAUUCCUAAAGUUGUAAACAUUUUAAUCUCGUGCAAUAAAGUACAAUUUCUAAA
Messenger RNA from Pieris napi, 1005 nucleotides. RefSeq names its product pyrimidodiazepine synthase-like. Gene Ontology annotation, biological process: glutathione metabolic process. The record is from RefSeq and is a predicted model, not a curated record. NCBI's taxonomy places the organism in Eukaryota, Metazoa, Arthropoda, Insecta, Lepidoptera, Pieridae. The transcript is spliced from 5 exons. Gene Ontology annotation, molecular function: glutathione dehydrogenase (ascorbate) activity; glutathione transferase activity. The coding region runs from base 169 to 933 and encodes 254 amino acids. Gene Ontology annotation, cellular component: cytoplasm.